AUGGAACUUACUAAUGGAACAAUAAAAGAACAUCCAUACUCACGUUUAAAUUAUUUAGAUGAAAAAACUCCAAACCAAAUUACAAUAAAACGAGCUAGAGAAAUAACGAAUGAUAGCAUUGUCAUAGUACCAAAAGAAGACCCAGAACGAGAUAUUGUUUGUAAAGUAAUCAAUUAUACCAGAACUAAAACCGGUAAAUUAGGUAUGCCAAAAAUAACAAUAACUGCUAUAGGUGUUUUUGAUAGAAAUACUUAUGAACAUUUUUUUUAUCAGAAUCAGUCGAUCUGUUUUGUUGAAUUGCUGUAUACAAAUUAUAAUAUUGUCGAUACCAAAGAUGGGUUUUUGUCUCUUGUAAAUAAUAACAUGAACUUAAGAGAAGAUGUAAAUAUUCCUCCAAAUGACUUAGGAAAUUACAUUAUUGAACAUUUACAAAAAGGAGAGAUGGUAAUGUGUAAAGUUGCAACAUUCGGGAAUUUCGAUGAUGUUGUUGAAGCCUGGGUUGAAAAUAGUUAA
This is a messenger RNA of Entamoeba invadens IP1, 513 nucleotides long. Its product is annotated as eukaryotic translation initiation factor 5A, putative. The coding region runs from base 1 to 513 and encodes 170 amino acids. Lineage: Eukaryota; Evosea; Mastigamoebida; Endamoebidae. The record is from RefSeq and is a predicted model, not a curated record. Gene Ontology annotation, biological process: positive regulation of translational termination; positive regulation of translational elongation. The transcript has a single exon. Gene Ontology annotation, molecular function: ribosome binding; translation elongation factor activity; RNA binding.